Molecule: messenger RNA, 2786 nt
Organism: Solanum dulcamara
Lineage: Eukaryota; Viridiplantae; Streptophyta; Magnoliopsida; Solanales; Solanaceae
Product: mediator of RNA polymerase II transcription subunit 25-like
Exons: 12
Coding region: 202-2385 (727 amino acids)
Biological process (GO): positive regulation of transcription by RNA polymerase II
Cellular component (GO): transcription regulator complex; mediator complex
Source: RefSeq, a predicted model, not a curated record
UUGCCGUCUUUUUCUUACCCUUCCUCAUCAGAAAAUGUAUAAACACCUGAAAAGCUGUUAAUCUCCUGUCGCCGCAAUUUAUGAAAAAUAAGCAAAGCUUACGAAGUGAGAAAUCGGUGCUAUGGAAAAUUGCUAUUCAGUUUCUAGAAUCUUCGACAAAGGCGCACACAUGGCGGACAAACAGUUCAUCGUUGCUCAUUUAUGCGGCGGCGCAAUUAUUGGAACUUUCCGGCGAAGAGUCGGUUCGAAUUGCGCCGGCUUAAAAUAACACGGUCCUUCACUGGAGCUGAUUCAAUAGAACAGAACCCAUCUGCUGGCGAUGUAGAGCUGUCAUUGGUGGUCUUUAAUGUGCACGAUUCCUACAGUGCUUGCAUGUUACAAAGAAGUGGCUGGACAAGAAACAUAGAUGUGUUUUUCCAGUGGCUAUCAGCUCUACCUUUCUCAGGUGGUGGUUUCAAUGAUGUUGCAGCUGCAGAAGGCCUUGCUUCAGCAUUAAUGAUGUUUUCUUCAUUCAAUGGAAGCCAACAAACUCAACAAAAUGCUGAUGGGCAAAGACAUUGCAUACUUGUUGCCGCAAGUAACCCUUAUCCAUUGCCUACACCAGUUUAUUAUCCAGCUAUGCUGAAUCUGGAGCAGAGUGGGAAUAUUGAAGCACAUACCAGUCUUCGACUAGCUGAUGCUGAGAUAGUUGCAAAGGCAUUUCCUCAGUGCUCUGUUUCCCUCUCUGUUAUAUGCCCAAGGAAGCUUCCGAAAUUAAGAGCAAUAUAUAAUGCGGGAAAACACGAUCCGCAAGCAGCUGACCCGCCUGUUGAUACGUCUAAGAAUCCGAAUUUUCUUGUAUUAAUUUCGGAAAAUUUCAGCAGGGAUUGUGCUGCUUUCAGUCACACUGAAAUGGAAAGUUUGGCGCCAAACCAGAGCCUGGUUGAAAUGGAUAUGACUUCUGUGCCUCCAAUUUCCGGGCCAGCUAAUUCAUCAGUUAUGAAUCAACAACCCAUUUCAGCUGGAAAUAUUCCUGCUGCACCGGUAAAUAUCGAGCCCGCCAUGGCGACCUCUGUUGGUAGACCUGCACCUCCACAUAUUCCUACUGCUCAUCCUACUUCUCAAGUUGCUGCAAGCUUGCAAAGUGGUUUACCUAUUUCUAUUUCAGAGGAGAUGGUUCCGAAUAAUGAGAAUACUAAGGAAACAACACCUAUUGUCAGUGUGAUGACACAGUCCUUAGGUCCAUUUAGUGGUGCAGCUGCUAAUGUCAGAAUAUUGAAUGAAGUGGCUUCUGCUAUAUCUACUGCUCCAACUGUAUUAACAUCGGGGCAGCUAGGUUUCACAUCAAUGACUGGGUUUGCUCCAAUUGCCAGAACUGAUCAGAUAUCUCAAAACUUCGGUCCUGCAUCAUUAACUUUGAUGGCUCCCAGUAUGUUUGGGAAUUCUAACCUUUGCAUGUCCCAACCAUUGAGCAAUAUCCUAGGAGGCACUGGUGCAGGCAGUCAAACAGUACCUGUAAUGAGUCGAGGAAAUCUUCCCGGGUCUCAAAUGAUGCAAAGCGGGAUAGGCAUGCACCCGAAUGUGCCGAGUGGAACAGGUAUUGGUAUGCCUUCGGGACAACUGUUGAGUAAAAUCCCAGGAGCCAUUGGUGCAGGCAGUCCAACAGCACAUGUAAUGAGUCAAGGAAAUCUUCCUGGGUCUCAAAUGAUGCAAAGCAGGGUAGGCAUGCACCAAAAUGUGCCGAGUGGAAUGGAUACUAGUAUGCCUUUGGGACAAUUAUUGAGUAAUAUCCAAGGAGGCAUUGGAGCAGGCAGUCUCACAGUACCUGUAAUGAGUCGAGGAAAUCUUCCUGGGCGUCAAAUGAUGCAAAGCGGGAUAGGCAUGCACCGGAAUGUGCCAACUGGAAUGCAUACUGGUAUGCCUUCGGGACAACUGUUGAGUAAUAUCCAAGGAGGCAUUGGUGCAGGCAGUCUAGCAGCACCUGUUAUGAGUCAAGGAAAUUUUCCUGGGUCUCAAAUGAUGCCAAGAGGGAUAGGCAUGCACCAGAAUGUGCCAAGUGGAAUGGGUACUAGUAUGCCUUUGGAAAUUGGCAGAAUGAUGCCUACUCCAGGGAUGACUCAACAAGGACAGCCUGGAAUAUUGGCUCUUGGCAGGAAUAACAGUGCAGAAGCUAACAUGUCUCUAUCUCAGCAGCAAACAAUGGCUACAUCACCAUCAGCUCAGUCAGGUUACCUCAAAAGCUGGGAGGGAAAUUUAUCAAUUGUGAAAAGGCAUGAACCUGAACAUAUUUCGAGACUACAGGGGUACAAGAGAUCAUCAGCUUCUGAAUCGAGAGUGUAUCAUUAUGUUUCAAGGUUAAGAUGGUACGGAGAUGGCAACAUUUAUCACGUAAAACUGAAGAACUGAUGUUGAGGACUCAAAAAUAAGAUAGAUUUCAUUUCUCGUGAAUUUAACCUCUCAAGUUCUUGCAACAGCAGCGAACUGAAGAUUGGUGAAGAGACGAAAGACCUCUUGUUAAGUUUCAAAACUUGUUACUUUGGGAGAGAUGGGUGAUUUUAGUCUGAUGAGCCUUCUCAAUAUUCUUUUACUGGAGGUCAUCCAAUUUCCUCUCUUAGUAAUGAAAAGGAGAAAGUGUAAGGCCUCAUUUGUUUGCAGUCAAUGAAGAUUUUACUCUUAUUUAGAUCUCAGAUUUUAGUCAUCAAGUCUUUUGUUUUUUAGGUCUAAAUCUAUUCAGAUCUUAAUCUUUAACAGCGUUUGUUCUUUAAUUUUACAAUCAUUUAAUUGAUCUGAAUGAUUAAGAUCUAUAA